Messenger RNA from Apis mellifera (honey bee), 1318 nucleotides. RefSeq names its product thymosin beta (gene cib). Gene Ontology annotation, cellular component: cytosol. The record is from RefSeq and is a predicted model, not a curated record. Gene Ontology annotation, biological process: actin filament organization. Bases 209 to 709 code for a protein of 166 amino acids. Gene Ontology annotation, molecular function: actin monomer binding. NCBI's taxonomy places the organism in Eukaryota, Metazoa, Arthropoda, Insecta, Hymenoptera, Apidae. The transcript is spliced from 6 exons.
UCGAUGACAAUUAACCAAUGCAUUCAACGACAUUGGCAGAUUUAUGCUUUUUGUUAUUUCUGAUAUGCAUAUCAUCCGGUGUUCGAUCAUCAUUGUUCAAUUGAGAAUAAAGAAAAUAGGUUAAAAAUCUGAGUACCGCGAUUCGCAGCAAUACCAUUGUGAAAUUGCAUCUUUUUUGAAUUCUUAUUGAAGAGUACAACAAAUCAUCAUGUCGAGUCCGUCGUUGAAAGACCUGCCAAAAGUAGCCUUAGAUUUGAAAAGCGAAUUGGAAGGUUUCAAUCAUGGCUGUAUGAAAAAAGCCUCAACUGCUGAAAAGAAUGUUCUACCUUCUGCUGAAGACGUACGACAAGAACGACAGCAUUCUGAAUUAAUCCACGAUGUGGAAACAUUUAAACCAGAUCAAUUGAAACACGCCGAUACGAAAGAGAAGAUCAUAUUACCCAAUGCCAAAGAUGUAGCUGCGGAGAAAACUCAACAAACGCUGAUGUCAGGCAUCGAGACAUUCGACCCGAGUAGUUUGAAGCACACUGAAACUCAAGAAAAGAAUUUGCUACCUGACAUGGAUGCAAUCCAGCAGGAAAAAGGAAAGCAACAGCUGAUCUCUGGUAUUGAAAAUUUCGAUCCCGCGAAAUUAAAACAUGCAGAAACACUUGAGAAAAAUCCCUUGCCUACCAAAGAAGCAAUUGAUGCAGAAAAAAUAGCUGCUUAAAGCAAGCAUUUAAAAUAAAAUGAACGGAAAAGAAAGGGAGCGGCGACUCGUCAUUUCUUCCAUUUUCGAUAUUGUGACAUUUUAUAACAAUUAUUCAUACAUUGUCAACAAGAAAUAAGGAGAAUGCGAAAUACUGUGUUAAUGUAAUCUUAUGAUUAUACUUAUACUACCGCCAUGAGCGUCCCUUUCGGCGAGAUGCACAAGUCGAUUUUUACAUAAAACUAUUAACAGCAGAACGACGAUGAAGAUCCAAAUCCAAAUUUAAAAAAAAAAAUUUGAUAAACUUUUACAAGCUAUCAAUUUGAUUCCUAACGUUACCAGCAAUAAAUAACUUUGGAUUUGUAUCAACAUCUGUCUUUAAUACUAACUCGCCAAAGGAUGUACUUUUUAUACUAAGAAAACUGCACGCAAGCAAACAUUAUUUUCGAUAGCAACAAAAUUGGUAGCAUUGCAUGCGUUACAGAAUAUCGCAAUGGUACAGCGGUUGACUUUAUAUUUGUGUAAAAAUCAUAUUUUAUAUAACAGGCUAUUGUACUUUUUUAAUAUUUCGUACACAUCGCAUUGUCAUUCCGAUGAAAAUUAUGAUGAAUAAAAAAAAAUAAUUUGUAA